Messenger RNA from Tetranychus urticae (two-spotted spider mite), 2371 nucleotides. RefSeq lists its product as uncharacterized. Gene Ontology annotation, biological process: positive regulation of transcription by RNA polymerase II; cell differentiation. NCBI's taxonomy places the organism in Eukaryota, Metazoa, Arthropoda, Arachnida, Trombidiformes, Tetranychidae. Gene Ontology annotation, cellular component: nucleus. The record is from RefSeq and is a predicted model, not a curated record. Gene Ontology annotation, molecular function: RNA polymerase II cis-regulatory region sequence-specific DNA binding; DNA-binding transcription activator activity, RNA polymerase II-specific.
UGCUGUUUCUCAUGUUCACUGCAAACAAACAGAUACAGUAAAAAGGUAAGGUUAGGUUACAUCCUACUUGAGAGGUUUACCGACAACAAAAGCUAUUCACGCAAAAGAAGCAAAAAACUUGUUUGUUGUUGCCUUUUUGCUCUCUCAGUCUCAUUAUUACAGUUACAGUUUUUUUUCUUCUUCUUCCUUCUCUUCCAUCAGUCUCUGGGUUAACCUCAUCUAAACGCCAUCUUCACAAGUAUCACAAGCAUUUUACGUCAAUCUUGAAAUCUGCUCAUAACCAUCUUCACACCAAACACUAUGCUUGGUAUCUGACAAUUUUCGUGUUUACAGUUUGAGAGUGAAAAAAGGAAAAUCUUUUUGUUACCUUUUCAUUCAUCAGUUUAUUGGUCAUUCAUUUAAAGUUAUUUUGUUUGUUUUUUCAUCCUUUUAUUGCCGUUGUUGUUGCUGUUAAUUUUGUUGUUUCAUUUUUUAAAAUUUCAUUUCUGUUGACUUGCCGUGUUAGUGCGCUUUAUUUCAACUUUUUUGGCCUUUUUCUUGUUUACUUUUUGUUUGCUUCAAUCAUUUGCAUCGACAUUGACUGUUUUCAAACAUUCAUCUUGAACUCGGUGAAUUUGUUAACAUGGCCGCUGUUGAACGGGAAUACAAUCCAUUUGCGUUGAGCGGUCCUCCAACCUACAGUCCAAUGGAUCAUCAUCCUCACCUACCUGGUCAUCAUGUUGCUGAUCUUAAAGCAUUUGCAUCUCAUCAUUCACUUUACCCAUCUUUACACUCUCAUCAUCACACCUUUCCAAACCUGUACACCAUUGGACCUCCGCCACCACCAUCUUCAUCCUCUUCAACCGUAGUCACACCAACCGCAACGCAUCACCAUUCAUUUACGAACCUUCACAUGGCUCCAACUUCAUCCUCAUCUCCAGUCACUUCACCAACAUCUCAAGGAUCUUACGCAUCUCAUCAUCAUGCUUCUGCAUAUCAUGCAGCUGCUGCAGCCGCAGCGGCCGCAUUGAACAUUAUGCCACCAACACCAACAUCAACACCGACAUCAACUUCAUCUUCUUCUUCUUCAUCCUCAUCAUCAUCCUCUUCAAACCAUCACAACUCCAAUAACAAUAAAUCAACAAACUCAAGCAAUAUCGUUAAUCAUCAUGACGAUGACUCUAACCACAGUUCACCUGAACUCGUUAACAGUGUUAAUAAUAACAAUAAUUCAACCAAUAGUGGUAAUUCAGGGAUUCAUUGUUCACCCAAUGCAACCAUGUCAAGCCAUUCAUCUGAUAAUUCAUCUUCAACCCUGUCCAAGAAGGAAUAUGAUCGAGUUAAAAGACCAAUGAAUGCAUUCAUGGUUUGGUCACGAGCACAGCGUCGUCGGAUUGCCCUUGAAAACCCAAAGAUGCACAACUCUGAGAUAUCGAAGCGUCUUGGAACCAAAUGGAAACAUCUAAAUGAGAACGAGAAAAGACCUUUCAUUGAAGAGGCAAAACACUUACGUGCCCUUCACAUGAAGCAAUAUCCCGACUACAAGUAUAAACCUCGUCGUAAACCAAAGCCCAUGAUGACCAAACAACCCUGUCCAAUGCCAUACUUACAAGCACCUCUUGAUCUUCUCGGUUUCCAUCGAUCUUUCUCUCAUUCCCUGCACCUUCACCAAUCACACCAUGCAAAUCAACUGCACAAUCCCUCAGCACCCAAUUUACCUCCUUCACCACCCUCACAGUCACCAACCUCUUCAACCUCAUCGAAUCACAAUUCAUCUUCAGAUGCUCAUCGAGCUGCCUCAGCAUCAGCAGCAGCAGCAGCCGCUGCAGCGGCCGCAGCAGUUGCCUCUGGAAAUGGAUCAAUAAACAGUGUUCCAAGGUUCAUGCCUCCGUUUCCAGCCUCACAUUUACUUGGAUUUUAUUCACAAUAUUUUACCAAUUCGUUUUUGAAGCAACCAUUUGCUUCAGGAUUAUCCGUUAAUCAACAAAUCAACGAUUCAAUUGGUUCAACAAACAACUCCGAGUCAUCUGAAAAUGCGAUCUAAUAUUAUGUUACAAACAAUGGUACAAAGAAGCAGUGAAUCCCAAUGAUGAAGAGCAGUUUAUCGAACUCAACAUUUCAAUAGAAAAGGUUUUUGUUUAAUUGGAAGCUCGAAAAAUGUUCACUUUACUUUACCGACUAACAAUGUUCCAAUCCUUUUCUUUCAUUCAUUGUACCCAAUCACCUUUAUCAACCUAUCUAUCCACCUAUUACUCUGUCUUAUGAUUUGAUAUCUUUGCUCAUUCAUCCAUUGCAUGUUAAUAUUUAUUGCAAUUUAGUAAAUAAUUGGAAUUUUAAAAGAAACAAAAACUAAUUCUAAUGGUAAUUAUAAAGAAUCAAAAAAUGAAAAGAA